GUCAAUCGCAGACGUGAACGAAAGAGUGACGUCUUCCUUCUUCAGCUCUCUCUCUCUCUCUCUCUCCUUGGAAUCAUUCAUCAAUGGCGGAGACAGAGUCACCGAGCUCUGUUCGUAAAGUUGUUGUUCAUCUGAGAGCUACUGGAGGCGCUCCUAUUCUCAAACAAUCUAAAUUCAAGAUCCCAGGAACUGAUAAAUUUGCUAAAGUGAUUGACUUUUUAAGAAGACAGCUUCAUUCUGACUCAUUGUUUGUCUAUGUGAACAGUGCUUUCUCGCCAAAUCCUGAUGAAUCAGUAAACGAUCUAUACAAGAACUUUGGCUUUGAUGGUAAACUGGUGGUUAACUAUGCGUUUUCAAUGGCGUGGGGAUAAAUCCCUAUAUACUACUACAGUCUACAGUGUUCUCAGGCCGUGGUCUUGAUGGAUGCUCUGGUGACUUUCAGAUGGAAGUUGCUGUACAUAAUGUAGCAAUGGACUUGAUAUUUUUCACUCUACAUACAUGUAAAUAAAGACCACAUCAAAGUUCUAAAAACUAGAUCUUCAAUUCUCGUCUUUUUAUUUUUGUUGGGCCUGUGUUUGAGAUUCAGAAUCAGGAAACAGAGGGAGUACAUUAUAAUGCAAUGAACUUGACAUUGAUAUAA
Brassica oleracea var. oleracea is the source of this 640-nucleotide messenger RNA. Its product is annotated as ubiquitin-like protein ATG12A. The coding region runs from base 84 to 371 and encodes 95 amino acids. The transcript has 6 exons. Gene Ontology annotation, cellular component: phagophore assembly site membrane; cytoplasm; Atg12-Atg5-Atg16 complex. Gene Ontology annotation, biological process: C-terminal protein lipidation; autophagy of mitochondrion; nucleophagy. The record is from RefSeq and is a predicted model, not a curated record. NCBI's taxonomy places the organism in Eukaryota, Viridiplantae, Streptophyta, Magnoliopsida, Brassicales, Brassicaceae.